UAUGUGCAGUUAAAAACAAUGAUUUGAGACGAGCUCUAUGAUAACGGAGCUUAAUGCAUGUGCGUAAAGUGUCGUCUCAGAUUAGCGACUUAUUUCGAUGGAAAUAUUCAAAUUUGAUGUUGGACACAUCAUAAUUUUGAAAAUAAUUAAUGUCUGUCAAUAAUUCGGCUAUUACGCACUUUUGAUUAAAAACAACUUUCGCUUUCGUGCUUCUCCGCAGCUCAACUGGUGAUGUGAUCAAAUCGGGAAAUCCGGUCAUGGCUAUUUUAGUACUACUUUCAUUUUCAGUGUUACGUAUAAAAAACAGUUAUUGCUGGUUAAAUAAUGUUAACUUGUUUCAGGAUUUGUCGAAUCUACAUCAUCGCUUCACUGAUAGCUUCAUAUAGAGCUACGCGAUGUCUUUGGAAGUAUCAACGAUGCGGUCAAGUUUGACGACAUUUUCGUCAUUGCUUAACCUCGACCCGGAUAUACAAACAUCAGUGGAUAAGAUGGUAUCGCAAGGGCGAGAAUGUUUGAACAGUUACGAGUCCACCAUCACAAAAGAAGGGGGCGCGAUUCUUGUUCAGAAGGAGCUCAUUUUGGCAGCGAAAAGUGCAGGGGAUGUCAAUGUUCAAAGAAUGCAAUCAGCUUUAGACGGCAUUACCGUAAAAAUGCGGGCCGUUCGCGACGCGUCACUUGCGCUGCAAACAGAUGUUCACUCAAACAUCGAAUCGUGUCGAGGACGUAAACAAACGCACGAAACUACCAUCGCUACGGACCAGCUAACCCUGAAUGCCAUACGGGUGGAAAUUCAGGGGAUAAACACCAAGAUCGCGACGUUUGAGGCGGACAUUGUCAGUAUGGACAAUGACGCGGGGACGCUGGAGAACCGGGCGGGCGACAUAGACCGCGCCAGACGCCGGAAGAAGGAGCGUGGCUUCUGGGGAGCGGUUACCACAAUCGCUGGAAUAGGUCUCGCGCCAUUUACAGGUGGUCUUAGUCUCGGCCUAGCCGCAGUGGGAGGCGUCUAUGCGGGCAAAAAUUUUGAAGACGCUGACAGCUGCCGACAGGCUGCUCGUGAUUUACGAGCAAUAGCUCAAACCAGGCGGAGUGAUGCCCAGAGACUUCGAGAACAAAACGCAGCAGCGGCGGGAAGAACAUCCGCCCUGGAACUGGAAAUCCAAGGACUCCAGUCGAAAAAAGCACAACUAGAAAGUACCAUACUCGCCCUUCAGCAGAUGACGUUUGGCUUGACAAACCUUGUUAAGUACAUCGAUAUCGCCCUAAACGUGUUCCAGACAAUGGAUACUACAUUCAAAGAUGUCAGUCUUCACUCGGAUUCGUUCCCCAUUAUACAAAACGCCUUGAAAAGACACCCUGACCGCUUCGCCGAUAGGGCACAGACUAUGCUGGAAGAACUGCAGGGAAAAUGGUCGAACAUGGAAGUCGUGUUAGUUGCGAACGGAGCGCGAGCUAUAUUGACCUGAGACCAUAGCGCAAUCAACUGCUAAAUAUCAAUGCGUUUUUUAUAUUAAAACACUUUGAGACACCGGUGACUUUUUGUUUGCUUUUUGCGUUCUCAGAAUUUUGCACUUUUAUUUCAAUUUAUGAUACAUUUUCUUUUAAAAUUUGGUGGCUCAUAUAUUGCAAUGAUGGUUGUUAAGUAUAUUAUAUUCUUCAGACAUAUUUUUUCCCAUGUGUAUUCAAAGGUAUUCACUACUUGUAUUAUGUAUAUAUAUAUAUGUAUACUUAUGCUUAUUAUGCGUGUUGAUUAAUAAAUAUAAAAUGUGA
Dreissena polymorpha is the source of this 1770-nucleotide messenger RNA. RefSeq lists its product as uncharacterized. NCBI's taxonomy places the organism in Eukaryota, Metazoa, Mollusca, Bivalvia, Myida, Dreissenidae. The record is from RefSeq and is a predicted model, not a curated record. The coding region runs from base 396 to 1466 and encodes 356 amino acids. The transcript has 7 exons.